UUUCUUUUCUCUAUUAUUGUUUUGUAUCUUUCGUCAACAUUAUUGCACAUUGUUGUUGAAGAAUAAUUUCAUUAUUUGAUCCAUAUAUAAUAUAAUAAUAUACAAAUAUAUAUAUAUUAUAUAUAUUUCGUGUUGAUCAUUUGGGCUCACCUAAUCAUCAUCGUCAUCAUCAUAAACAAGAAAGGUUAGAACACAAAGAAGAAGAAAAAACAUAACCAGAAAACUAUGAGCUGCUGUUGUGGUGAUGAUUGCGAAUGCAGGCCUCUUGGCUUUCUUCUGGGCCUGCCCUUUGCCUUCGUGUCUCUCAUCCUCUCUGUUAUCGGCGUUGUCAUCUGGAUCGUCGGAUUGGCCCUAACUUGCAUAUGUCCGUGCUGCUUGUGUGUGACUAUCUUAGUGGAGUUUGCAUUAGGGUUGAUCAAGGCACCGUUUUCGAUCAUGAAGUGGUUUACAUCUAAGAUUCCAUGUUAAUUUUUAUUAGGGUUAUAGAGAGAUCGUACUAUAUAUAUGUGUUUUAUAUUUACAUCUGAUAGUGUUAUUAUGUUUAUUCAUCAAUUAAUUAAUUAAAUUCCAUUUGUGUUGUUUUUCCUUUUUA
Humulus lupulus (European hop) is the source of this 592-nucleotide messenger RNA. Its product is annotated as signaling peptide TAXIMIN 1-like. NCBI's taxonomy places the organism in Eukaryota, Viridiplantae, Streptophyta, Magnoliopsida, Rosales, Cannabaceae. The transcript is spliced from 2 exons. The coding region runs from base 226 to 468 and encodes 80 amino acids. The record is from RefSeq and is a predicted model, not a curated record.